AUGGGGCCUGAUAUGAAAACAGACAUAGGCCACAACAGAUGUCUCUACCACAGAAAUCCCAACCGAAGUUUCUACAACAGAUAUCCCGAUAGAGGUUUUUACAACAGAUAUCACAGAUGCAUCUACGACAGAUCCCCAAUAGGUUUCUCUACAACAGAAACCACAUUAGGUGUCUCUACAACAGAAACCACAACAGGUGUCUCCACAACAGAAACCACAAUAGGUGUCUCUACAACAGAAGCCACAACAGGUGUCUCUACAACAGAAACCACAAUAGGUGUCUCUACAACAGAAGUCACAACAGGUGUCUCUACAACAGAAACCACAACAGGUGUCUCUACAAAGAAAUCCCAACAGGUGCAUUUACGACAGAUCCCCAACAGAUCCCCAACAGGUGUAUCUACAGCUGAAAUCACAACAGGUGCAUCUACGACAGAUCCCCCAACAGUUGUAUCUACAGCUGAAAUCACAACAGGUGCAUCUACGACAGAUCCCCAACAGGUGUCUCUACAACAGAAACCACAACAGGGGUCUCUACAACAGAAACCACAAGAGGUGUAUCUACAACAGAAGACACAACAGGUGUAUCUACAACAGAAGACACAACAGGUGUAUCUACAACAGAAGACACAACAGGUGUCUCUACAGCUGAAAUCAUACCCGCUGCAUCUACGACAGAUCCCCAACAGCUGUCUCUACAACAGAAACCACAACAGGUAUCUCUACAACAGAAAUCCCAACAGGUGCAUUUACGACAGAUCCCCAACAGGUGUCUCUACAACAGAGACCACAAUAGGUGUCUCUAAAACAGAAACCACAAUAGGUUUCUCUACAACAGAAGCCACAACAGGUGUCUCUACAACAGAAACCACAACAGGUGUCUCUACAACAGAAAUCCCAACAGGUGCAUUUACGACAGAUCCCCAACAGUUGUCUCUACAGCUGAAAUCAUACCAGCUGCAUCUACGACAGAUCCCCAACAGAUCCACAACAGGUGUUUCUACAACAGAAACCACAACAGGUGUCUCUACAGCUGAAAUCACAACAGGUGCAUCUACGACAGAUCCCCAACAGGUGUAUUUACAACAGAAACCACAACAGGUGUCUCUACAACAGAAAUCACAACAGGUGUCUCUGCGGCAGAAACCACAGCAGGUGUCUCUACGACAGAAACCACAACAAGUGUCUCUGCGGCAGAAACCACAACAGGUGUCUCUACGACAGAUCCCUAACAGGUGUAUCUACGGCAGAAACCACAACAGGUGUCUCUACGACAGAAACCACAACAGGUGUCUCUGCGGCAGAAACCACAGCAGGUGUCUCUACGACAGAUCCCCAACAGGUCUCUCUACAACAGAAACCACAACAGGUGUCUCUACGGCAGAAACCACAGCAGGUGUAUUUACGACAGAUCCCCAACAGGUGUAUCUACGGCUGAAAUCACAACAGGUGUAUCUACGGCUGAAAUCACAACAGGUGUCUCUACGACAGAUCGCCAACAGGUGUCUCUACGACAGAUCCCCAACAAGUGUCUCUACGACAGAUCCCCAACAGGUGUCUCUACGACAGAUCCCCAACAGGUGUCUCUACUACAGAUCUCCAACAGGUGUCUCUACGGCUGAAAUCACAACAGCUGUCUCUACGACAGAUCCCCAACAGGUGUAUCUGCGGCUGAAAUCACAACAGGUGUCUCUACGACAGAUCCCCAACAUGUGUCUCUACGACAGAUCCCCACUGACGUCACUGUUGACAUCAAUGCUUAUGCCCCCGUCACCAACAUCAUUGCAUGUCAUUAAAAUCACAACAGAUGUCUUAACUAGCAACAUGAAUUAUCGGACUACAGACAGCACUAAUGACGUAACUACUGAUGUCAAAGUUGUCAUCAGUGAUAAUGCCACCAACAACAACUCGUGUCAUUGUGAUUGUGAUGCCAGCCGUAGGGUUGUCAUCUUCCCUAUCGUCAACAUCACUAAGUGGCUACAGACCAAACUUGACAGCCUGAAAAAGGAAACCGAAGUAAACGAAGAGAUGUUUUCGUCGACGAUAAGAACGAAGACCAGUACCAAUGACCCUCGUCCCUCCUAA
Molecule: messenger RNA, 2085 nt
Organism: Mizuhopecten yessoensis (Yesso scallop)
Lineage: Eukaryota; Metazoa; Mollusca; Bivalvia; Pectinida; Pectinidae
Product: hyphal wall protein 2-like
Exons: 5
Coding region: 1-2085 (694 amino acids)
Source: RefSeq, a predicted model, not a curated record